GGCGGCGGAGGCAAAAUGGCGGCGGUGGUACAGAAUGUGGUGAAGCUGCUGGGUGAGCAGUACUACAGGGACGCCAUGGAGCAGUGCCACAACUACAACGCCAGGCUGUGCGCCGAGCGCAGCGUCCUCCCAUUCCUGGAUUCACAGACCGGAGUGGCUCAGAGCAACUGCUACAUCUGGAUGGAGAAGAGGCACCGCGGCCCAGGUUUGGCGGCAGGGCAGCUUUAUUCCUAUCCUGCACGGCGCUGGAGGAAGAAACGCCGCGCUCAUCCUCCGGAGGAUCCCAGGCUCUCCUUCCCGUCCAUCAAACCAGACACCGACCAGACCCUCAAGAAGGAAGGCCUGAUCUCACAGGACGGCAGCAGCCUGGAGGCUCUGCUCAGGACAGACCCCCUGGAGAAACGCUCCCUCCCCGACCCCCGCAUGGACGACGACAGCCUGGGCGAGUUCCCCGUCACCAACAGCCGCGCACGGAAGCGCAUCCUGGAGCCGGACGAUUUCCUGGAUGAUUUGGAUGAUGAAGACUACGAGGAAGACACACCGAAACGGAGAGGGAAGGGGAAAGCAAAGGGCAAAGGCGUCGGAGGAGCCCGUAAGAAACUGGACGCGGCCAUUUUGGAGGACAGGGACAAACCCUACGCGUGCGACAACAGUUACAAACAAAAGCAUUCCCUGAAACCUCCCGACCGAGUCUGUGGGAAGCGCUACAAGAACCGGCCUGGGCUCAGCUACCACUACGCGCAUUCGCAUCUGGCCGAGGAGGAGGGAGACGACAAGGACGACUCGCAGCCCCCGACCCCCGUGUCCCAGAGAUCUGAGGAGCAGAAAUCCAAAAAAGGCCCCGACGGCCUGGCGCUGCCCAACAAUUACUGCGACUUCUGCCUGGGCGACUCCAAGAUCAACAAGAAGACGGGGCAGCCUGAGGAGCUCGUGUCCUGCUCCGACUGCGGCCGCUCCGGUCACCCCUCGUGCCUGCAGUUCACACCGGUGAUGAUGGCGGCGGUGAAGACGUACCGCUGGCAGUGCAUCGAGUGCAAGUGCUGCAACAUCUGCGGCACCUCUGAGAAUGAUGACCAGCUGCUCUUCUGUGACGACUGUGACCGCGGUUACCACAUGUACUGCCUCACCCCCCCCAUGUCGGAGCCCCCCGAGGGGAGCUGGAGCUGCCACCUGUGUCUGGACCUGCUGAAGGAGAAGGCCUCCAUCUACCAGAACCAGAACAACUCCUGAUGCCC
Molecule: messenger RNA, 1235 nt
Organism: Lagopus muta (rock ptarmigan)
Lineage: Eukaryota; Metazoa; Chordata; Aves; Galliformes; Phasianidae
Product: zinc finger protein ubi-d4-like
Biological process (GO): nervous system development
Cellular component (GO): nBAF complex
Source: RefSeq, a predicted model, not a curated record